AUGUUGCCUCCAAUCUCCUCUACGGGACUGGAACGUUCGGAUUCGUUCCUGAUUGAAGUAUGGACACUCUAUGGGAUAGGGAUACUCGUCUUUGUUGCGCGGUUUGCUGUACGGCUCAAGACCGUGGGCUUCCGGGGGUUCCAGGGCGACGAUCUUUUCGCAAUCCUGCUCAUUCUACUAUACACGGGUGAUGCCGUGUUGGUGGACAUUACCUAUUGGACAGGAACCAAUGUGGAAGCAUCUACUUUCCAGCGCACCAGAACUCUUUCUGACGCAGAAAUCGCGCAAUAUGCCAUUGGAUCAAAAAGUCAAUGGUCUGCAUGGUUCACCUAUCCAGCGUUGCUGUGGUGUCUCAAGGGCGCCAUGUUGUGUUUUUACCAACGCAUGACCAUGGGUCUAUGGCAAUCUCGACUCGUCAACUGGCUAAUGUGGGCAUGUGGUAUAUCCUACUGCGCUGUUGUUUUGACGGUCUGUUUCAGCUGUUAUCCUACAUAUCUAAACUGGCAGGUCGUACCUGAUCCAGGUCCAAAAUGUACUUUUCGAAAACAGAACUUCAUUUCGAUAGCUGUACUUAAUGUCAUAACGGAUAUGGCCAUUCUGGCUGUCCCACUCCCAAUUCUUUGGCAACUAAGAGUAUCCAUAAAAAAAAAGUUGCUCGUCGGCAUGCUCAUCUGCACUGGAUUCUUUGUGAUAGCAGCAGCAAUCAUCAGGGUCGUUCUCACGGUCGGAUCCAACCCCAGCGCCGUGAACAUCAACCGCUGGGGCGUGCGCGAGACCAUUAUCGGAAUCGUUGCAGCCAACAUACCCAUCCUGUCGCCCGCCUUUACCAAGACGUUCUGGCGGGGUCCGGCACCGACGCGGCGCUUCAGCAGAAAGACCAACUCGAACACCAUUUCGGGACAAGGGGGCGCGCGUACCAAGUCGACGUGGAAUGGCGCCUUUACGCCUUGGGGAAUGACGCAGACGUUUGCCCAGAGCUUGAAUACCCGCGCCAAGGACAGCAUCAGUGGUGGUAGCUUUCAUGGCAGCGAAGAGUUCAUGUUGGAAACUACCACUCCAGCUGUUCAGGCCACGUCGCAUGAUGUUGUGGUGGAAACAUCGUAUCAUGUCAGCUCUGAAGAGAAUACUGGAGAUUUGGGGGAUCCGUGGACUUUGCAAUCAAUACCAGGCCUACAACCAGAUGCGCCAGUCGAUAAGAGUCCUGUCUGA
This is a messenger RNA of Pestalotiopsis fici W106-1, 1209 nucleotides long. RefSeq lists its product as uncharacterized. The transcript is spliced from 9 exons. Bases 1 to 1209 code for a protein of 402 amino acids. The record is from RefSeq and is a predicted model, not a curated record. NCBI's taxonomy places the organism in Eukaryota, Fungi, Ascomycota, Sordariomycetes, Amphisphaeriales, Sporocadaceae.